Molecule: messenger RNA, 2455 nt
Organism: Dendronephthya gigantea
Lineage: Eukaryota; Metazoa; Cnidaria; Anthozoa; Malacalcyonacea; Nephtheidae
Product: lysyl oxidase homolog 3A-like
Exons: 9
Coding region: 126-2363 (745 amino acids)
Biological process (GO): peptidyl-lysine oxidation
Cellular component (GO): membrane
Molecular function (GO): protein-lysine 6-oxidase activity; copper ion binding
Source: RefSeq, a predicted model, not a curated record
AUUUAACGCAACACUAGCUCGUUCAUGAAAUUAAAACUGCGCUGCGUCGUGAUUAAAACGCGCGCCACUUCCAAAACUGUCAAAACACGAUCUGUAUACACUACGACCGCGACGAAUCAGCGAAAAUGAGGAUGACAGUAUUCUUGGGUUUCGUCGCGCUGUACGCGUUGUCUCUCUGCGAGGCACGAGUUAAGUUGCGUCUCGCGGAUGGUAAACAUAAAUACGAGGGAAGAGUCGAAGCGUUUGUCAAUCGCCAGUGGGGACCCAUCUCCGCAAAGGAUUGGGAUAAAAAAGCGGCACAGGUCGUCUGUAGGCAGCUGGGAUUUGGUGGCGAAGUCAUACGAUACACAAAGGGAGUAACUUAUAGUCACCCAAAGAGAGUUCGGACAGUUUGGCUUGAGGAGAUCAAUUGUGAGGGAACGGAAAACCACAUUGACCAAUGCAAUCAUAGCGGAUGGGCGAAGCCCAAGAGAAGAUUGUCAUUUUACAAUUUAGCUGGUGUCAUGUGUUAUACCGAGGAAGGACGUAUCCUGCUACCCCCGGUGGAUUCUGCUUGGGGUGAUAUUGAUGUAUCAAAGAUAAAGUUCUGGCUUGAGGGUAAAGUGGAAAACGGAAUCAUCAGUGCUGGAUAUCUUCGCAUCUCCUACCAAACCAUGCAAGGAUACGUCUGCGCUGACAACUGGCAGUUUCAUUCUACGAGGGUGGCUUGCGGGCAACUUGGUUACUCCGAACCUCAAGAUUUCGAGGCGGAGAGAAAUGACGGGCCUUUUAUUUUGAACGGGCUUACCUGUGAUGGAACAGAAUCGUCAAUGUUGUCAUGUAACCACACUGGUUUCAUCCAAAGCCAGCAACCUUGCCGAAGUAAUGCCGCAGUAUGGGUGAGGUGUAAGGUGUUCAACAGGACAGUCAAAUUCAAAAAUUCAGCGAAUCUUAAACUCCGUGGGGCAGCUUAUCCAUGGGCUGGGCGCGUUGAGCUCAAAUAUAAACACACCUGGACUACACUGUGUGAUGAUGAAUGGAACUUGGAAGCAGCGAACACCGUUUGUCGUACGCUGGGUUACGGAACAGCACUUCAGGCGAGUCGUGCCGCAAAGUAUGGACAAGGAACUCAAUUGACCAUUGUGGAAGGUAUAAAAUGCAAGGGAGAUGAAAAAAAUAUCGAGGAUUGCGCGUGGACCGUGCUGGAACCGCGGACCAACUGUACUCAUUUUGAAGAUGCUGGUGUGCAUUGCAACGCACCCAAGUACCAGCUGAAAGAGGUUCGAUUAGUCGGUGGAAGAAACUCUUCUGAAGGCCGCGUUGAGGUAAAGAUUGGCGGAAAGUGGGGCACAGUGUGUGGCGAUCAUUGGCAUGUAAAGUCGGCGAUGGUCGUGUGCAGGGAACUGGGCUUGAAUUUUGCGGAAAAGAACAUCACUGGGAGGGAGUUUGGUGUUGGAGAGGGAAUGGUGAUGAGUAAUCCUAUUUGUAUGGGAGAUGAAAUAUCGUUGACGCAAUGUCUCCGCGACGAAAGUUUCACGUGUUCAUCCCCUGACAACGUCGCCGGUGUUCGCUGCACAGAUGCGCUUCCCGAUUUGGCUUUGAGCAUACGAGAUAUCAUUCGAACCCUUCGAGUGGAUUACUUGCCCAAUCAGAUGUUGCGUUGCGCUUGGGAAGAGAACUGCCUGCCAAGCAAAGCCAACAGAUACAUGGACGAAACUUACAUACGAUAUUACACAAGACGUUUGAUGAGAUUCAGCACAGUUAUAUUAAAUUUUGGCUCGGCCGACUACCGACCGUUAGCGAAGAAGGAAGACUGGAUCUGGCAUAGUUGCCAUAAACACUUUCACUCGCAAGAGGAAUUCGCCACUUAUGACUUGCUGACUGCGGACCGAGCGAGACGAAAGGUGGCAGAAGGGCACAAAGCGAGCUUUUGCCUUGAGGACACGAGUUGUCUGAACGGGGUAGACAGAAAGUACAACUGCACUGCUGGAACUCAGGGCAUCUCUUUGAACUGUUUUGACGAUUACUCGUUUAGUAUUGAUUGCCAAUGGAUCGAUGUCACCGAAGUGCGCUAUUUGAGACCUUACAUAUUUCACGUGAACAUCAAUCCUACAUUGGAAGUCCCCGAGACAGAUUUCGACAAUAAUGUUAUUGUCUGUGAUAUUUAUGAUAGAGGCUCGUUCAUUCGCGUCCGGGAUUGCGGCUACGAUUACUGCACAAGUGGCCUCAGAUCUCAUGGUGGUAACGCAAACAGAGCUUGUUGCGUAUUUCCGUUCAGAUUCCGAGGCGUUUGGUAUAAUACAUGUACCAAAACGUCUCUGGACAAAUAUUGGUGUUCCACGACAACGAUUUUCGAAGAUGACUACAAGUGGGGACUAUGCUAGUCUGUCACAAUUACAGACCAAAUCACUGCUGCAAUUUUUAAAUUUCUGUAUAGUGUUAAAGUAUAAUUUGUUAAUACACUCCAUUAAAGAUU